AUGUUAUUAUUUGUAUUAAGCUUAUUUCUUAUAUUCUAUAACUGUUCUUGUUGUUUCACCGACAUCGAUGAAUCUUGUCAACAAGUAACAUAUAGAUUCGAAACUAACUCAUUAGAUACAGAACCUAAAAAAUGGAAGUGUGCUAAUAAUAAGAUAGUAAUUGAAGGAAUAACAGAUCAUGGACAAUAUCUUAUUACCUCAAAUUUUCAUGAUUUCGGUUGUAUGGAUGCUUAUGGAAUGAAAUGUUUUGAAAAAUAUCUAAAAAGAUGUGUUUCAUCAACAACACCUCAUGUUGUAGAUAUUUGUUAUAUCAAAAAUAAUAAUUAUAAAAGUGAUACUUAUCAACUUAUAUCAUCAGUGAAUCAAAAACCACCAAAAUCUAUGUUAGAAUUUGAAUCAAUGCUUGAUAAACUAAACGCUACUGGAGAAGUAACUGAGGUGAUUGAUAAUAAAAUGUUUGAAUUACAUUAUCCUCUUCAACAACAACUAGUUCUCGAUUAUUACAAAUAUGUAUUACAUGCAGAUACAAAUGUUUUAUCAUGUCUAAUGGGUGAACUAUUAAAGUCACCCUACUCAUUCUGGUCAAAACUUGUAAAACGUCAAAAAAAUGUUAAAGAUUUAUUUUCGUUUACAGUAUUGGUCAAAACAAUUGAUGAAUGUUAUGAAAUUUUCAAUAUAUUACAGAAAAAUUAUGUGUUUAAAAAGAUGAUUGACUAUAUUAAGAAUCCAGCAAGUAAUGGUUAUGAAUCUAUACACGCUACUCUUUUUGGAUCAUAUGUAAAUCAAUAUAUAGAAAUUCAAAUUAAGACGGAGGACAUGCAUCUAGCUCAAAUGCAAAAUCACGCUCAAUAUAAACAUGAGAAAUAUGGUGAUCGAAUAUACUAA
Molecule: messenger RNA, 885 nt
Organism: Adineta steineri
Lineage: Eukaryota; Metazoa; Rotifera; Eurotatoria; Adinetida; Adinetidae
Source: the annotation of a GenBank genome assembly